This is a messenger RNA of Engraulis encrasicolus (European anchovy), 4817 nucleotides long. Its product is annotated as probable E3 ubiquitin-protein ligase HERC4. The transcript is spliced from 22 exons. Bases 58 to 2901 code for a protein of 947 amino acids. NCBI's taxonomy places the organism in Eukaryota, Metazoa, Chordata, Actinopteri, Clupeiformes, Engraulidae. Gene Ontology annotation, cellular component: cytoplasm. Gene Ontology annotation, molecular function: ubiquitin protein ligase activity. Gene Ontology annotation, biological process: ubiquitin-dependent protein catabolic process; protein ubiquitination. The record is from RefSeq and is a predicted model, not a curated record.
AUCAGGAGAACAGCGCAGAAUGCUUACUGAAGGAUUUGGCACCGUCAGAUAUGGCUGAUGGUGUUUAACUACUUUGAUGAAAAUAUAUCAUUCAACAUGAUUUGCUGGGGUGAAUUUAAACUUCAGUGCCUUAAUAUUCUUAAUAAGAAAGAUAAAUGCAGCCUGGCAUCCAGUGCGUUAGGUGAACCUGCCAGAGCAAUUAGCGACCUGUCUAUGGGAGAGAGAAUAAUAGGCAUCGUCAGGCAAGAUGGAACGGCAUCGGUAGCAGUGAGAGCCCUGGAAAAAACUGGAGCAUGGGAACGAAUCAGCCUUAUGAGGCAUGCAACGAUUGCUGCUGUAUGUGUUGGGUCAACACACGUUGCAUUGCUGACGGAGGAAGGCACACUGCUUCAGUGGAAUCCCUUUGAUCUGCGCAGUCCUCAAAAGUGUGUGGCAUCCCUUCAAAACAAACAAGUGAUCCAAGUUGCAUGUGGGGAUCACCAUUCAUUGGCUCUUACUAAAGAUGGUCAGUUAUUCACGUGGGGCCAGAACUCCAAUGGUCAGCUGGGUCUGGGGAAAGGGCAGCCCAGCACGCUGUCCCCCCAGCCCCUCAAGUCUCUGGCGGGCAUCCCAUUGUCUCAGAUCAGCGCUGGUGGAGACCACAGCUUUGCCCUCUCCCUCUCAGGGGCCGUCUUUGGCUGGGGGAAGAAUACCACUGGACAGCUUGGCCUGGGGAAUAAAAAUGACAUUCCAGAACCAGUUCAAGUAACAAGUCUGAAUUGUAAGAAGACUGUCCACAUCGCUUGUGGAGAAGAGCAUACGGCCAUUUUAACCAAGGAUGGUUUGGUGUUUACGUGUGGAUCAGGCCGCUAUGGGCAGCUGGGCCACAACUCUCUUCAAGAUGAGCUGCGGCCACGGCUGGUGGCUGAACUCUGGGGGUCAAAGGUCACCCAGGUCACCUGCGGCAGAUAUCAUACACUGGCAUUUGUUGACUUGCAAAACAAAAUGUAUGCUUUUGGACGUGGAGAACAUGGACAACUUGGAAAUGGCCAGACAAACAAUCAAGUUAUUCCUCUCUCUGUCAGUCUACCAAAAGAGAUGGAGAAAAGCAAUGAAAGUGGCAUUAAGAACAUUUUUGCAGGAGCUAACCAGUCGUUUGCUGUCUGUUGGUCCGGAGAGAAACAAAUCAAGACCGUAUGGAAGUUGGAUUUAGAAAUAGCAGAUAGAUGGAUAUCCAGCAACUCAAAAUCCUGGUCAAAAUCAAAAAGGAUGAUCACAAAAAUGUUCUCAUCUGCUUCCUGCAUCAAUGGGAGUUUUCUUGAAAAGAGCUCUAGGAAAUAUUACUUGACGUCAGAACCUCAGGGUGGUUUGGAUUUGUCCUUGGCUCGGCAGUUUUUUGAGAAGCUGUCACAGAAUGAGAAGAUUCUAAAAGAGGUGGAGCGGGUGGUGUGUCAGCAUCUGCUCCCGUCUCUGAGCUCCAGGCCGGCAGCUGUGGAGGGCCUCAGGGUUUACCUCAUCCUGCCAGAACUGCUCAGGGUGCUGCUCAAACAGCAGCGGGGGACACAGCUCGCCAUCUCAUUGGCCGAGGCCAUUCUCAGGCUUCAUCCCGAUUCGCUCAAGGCUCUUGAGAGCAGCUGGUGCAGAAUAGGAUAUUCUUUCUUCAGGAAUCUGGUCAAGACCUUCCACUCAGUUUCCAGAAACUAUUUAAAUCAGACAAGAGAGAAUGGAAGAAGCUACUUACCAUCGCUGAGAAAAACUGUGGAGAUGUUACAAAAGCUCUAUACUGUUAACCACCAGAGGCCCAGCAGAUUAAGUGACAGUAAUUUUCAUAUUGAGGAGAUUAAUGAAUUCUUCGAAGUCAUGAAACAGACUAUGGAGUCAAUGCUUCGCCUGCCACUGGGAACCUGCAAUACCCUGCAUGUAAGCAGGCAAACUGUGCUCCAGGACACUCUGAGGCAUCUGCGAAGCAAUAGGCAUGACUUUAGCAGGCCUAUGACGGUGAAGUUCAUGGAAGAAGAUGGAGUUGAUGAAGGCGGUGUAUCCCAGGAGUUCUUUAGUCUUCUGAGUGAAGCCCUGAUCGCAAAGGAUACCACGCCCCUAGAGGUUUUUGAGGAAUCUGGAUUGGUGUGGUUCAUGUCAGACGACUGCAAAGCCGAUGUUUAUAGGGAUAUAGGCAUCAUUAUUGGGAUGGCUCUUUGGAAUCAUCACUUGGUCAAUAUUCCGUUUCCUUUGGCACUGUUUAAAAAACUACUGGGAAGGAUGCCAACAUUGGAGGACCUGGAGGAAAUGCUUCCAUGUGAGGCCAGGUGUUUGAGAGAAAUAUUGGAUUACGAUGAUGAAACUCUAGAGGUUUUGGAACUAGAUUUCACUGUUAAAGGCCAAGAUCUCAUUGCAAAUGGAAGAGAGAUUUUGGUGAACAGAGGAAACAGGACAAAGUUUGUUGACUUGUACUUGGACUUUGUGUUUAACAAAUCCAUGGCAAGACAGUUUGAGGCUUUUGCAGAGGGGUUUCUCUGUGCCUGCCCAACUGAGAGUUGGAAGAUGUUUCACCCCGAUGAGCUGAGGGUGCUGGUCUAUGGGGAGGCAGAGUAUGUGUGGGAGGAUCUCAAGAAGGUGGCUGAAUAUGACGGUUCAGAUUUGGUGAUUCAGAACUUCUGGAGUGUUCUGUUUGACCUGUCAAAAGAAGACAAAAUGAAAUUUCUGACUUUUGUCUAUGGGACUUACAGACUCCCCAUUGGCGGACUGGCCAAACGACAACUGUGCAUUGUAAAAGUGACAAACAUGGACAACUCUGAUGAAUACUUUCCCCAAUCAAACACAUGCUUUGGCACUUUAAGGCUUCCGAAUUAUAGAGACAUCAGCAUACUGCGUGGGAAACUUACUCACGCUAUUAACUACUGUGAUGUGAUUGGUAUGUUUUAGACCUUAUACAAGAAUACAAGGAGUUUUAGUAGAGUAGAGUAGAGGAGAGUAACAUUAUUGAUAGCCGGAGGAAAAUUAAGGUGUCCAGUAGCUUACACACAAUGCCCACAUGGACAUUUCAAGACACACAUUUACACAACAGGUAUUAACAAAGGCAGGUCAAGUCGGGGGGGAUGGGAGAAUGUGAGAUAUCCUAAGAGUUAAGGCAGCAUGUGUUAGCCUGGUUCUCACCGACGGUGCGUGUGUGUACACAAACUACUGUCUGGUAGCACUGCCGUUAUGCUCUUCUCUAGUCAGAAAAUAAAUGGUGCGUUUAUUGCAACUCAGUAAACAAAACAAUACAGUUUUCUGUUCUCUCUAAAGAGUCAAUGUAGUCUACAAUUUGUCCUGUGACUCAUCAUUGCAAGCUAACGUUGAUAUUUAAGUAAUAAACGCUCCGGUAGUGUGUGUUGCUGUGCUCCACCAGGGGGCUCCGGAGCUACACACACACCGUCGGUGAGAACCAGGCUAAGCAUGUGUAGGAUGUGUAGAAAAUAGAGUUGUUUGUACUGUACUGUGCAUAGGCGUGUGUGUGUGGUGGUAGUGGUGGCGGGGGGUGAUAGUAUCUAGGUUUACUAAUAAUUAAUAUUUAAGACCCGUUCCAGUGCAAUAGUUGAAAUUCAUAUAUGCAAGGUUUAUUAACUUGAGAGAGGGGGAGAGGAGACCAUUAGGCCCAAAGGCCUAUCCACUGGCCUCCUCACCCCAUCUCCCUGAAUAGGUGUUAACAGGUACAGGUACAGACAAAGAAGAAGAAAAACAAAGCCAGUGUCUGGAUUUAAAACACCCUCCACAGGAAGUGAGGUCACAUGGAAUGAUGUCACAUACAAUGAUAGUUUUAGCCAAUAGCAAUCAGCACCAGUGAUUCAUAACUAUCCCCUGGAGGCUUACUGGGAAAUUAACCUUUAUUGCCUCCUACAAACUAAGAGAGAGUUGUUCCUUCAUGGAUAAAACAAUGCAUGGACAUCCAAAUAUAAUGUAUCAGAUUGGGGGCAAUAUCCAGAUUCCUCAGGGGUUAGCCAACCUCUCCUCUCCAACCACUUCUCCCAAUCAGGAUUAGAACCCCCAAUCUCAGAGAGAGAGAGAGAGAGAUCUGCUAGUGUCAAGAGCGAACAUUGUCCCACGACCAGACCGACCUGGCCAUUUUUUCCCCACAUAUGUACAAGGUCUUGUCUACUGUACCGUUGAAGAUUAAAGUCAAGUUUACACUUGUAUGAUGAAGCUAUGUAUUAUACACUAAUGACUGUUCGACACUUUAUGCUGGCAAAAACAAAACACAGACGGCAAAACAGUUCCUUGUUGGUUACUCAUGUUACAUAUUCCAAGUGUACUUAUUAUAUUAUUAGAGUGUGUUAUAACUUAUUAUAUGUUUUGUAAAUUCCUACCUUUUGCAAAUAAAGACUUACGUUGCCUUCUAUUCAGUAGGCCUUUAGAUAAUAACCAGAGCCUAUCAUGGGGUAAGCUGGAUCUCUAACAUUUGUCAGAGAGAACAUGGUUUAGUAAUAAUCCUGCAUGAAUUAAUCUACAGGAGGUGGUAAACAAUAGCCCACAGGUGGCAUUUAAUGAAGCAAAUGAGGAGUCAAGGCUCUUCUAUUAGAUAACUUACCAUUACCUCAAGGUUAACCUAACCGGCUUUAUUGCUGAGCCAUGUUCUUAGAAUAACCUCCAGGUAAACGUGUUUAGGCCUACUUAUUCAUGAGGUGAUAAUGGGAAAUAUAGGCAGUCUGGGUUCUAUUUAACAAAUAGACUUACCAUCAUCUUUAAAAUCUCUGCUGCCAUUAGGUGUUGUUUAAUCAAUUAUAAAACACUUGUAAUGGAAUGUUAAGACUAAGAUAACCCUGAUUUUGACUUUCCCCCCACUUCUAUCAGAGGAUUUCCCA